GUUAUAUACAAGAAAGUAUACAUGAUAGGAUCGUACAUUUUGAUAUUUUGACUUGUCAGAAAAGUGUUAACUAUCUGCCGUAUGUUUAAUUUGAUUUCAUUAGGGGAUCUUUGAAAUACAUAAACAUUGUGAUAAAAAAUAAAUAUAGCAUUUUGUUAUAAUAAAGUGAACACUUGAAAUGGAUCAAUCAUAUAAGAGAAAGAAUAACUAUUACAAUAAACCGGGUAGAGGAAGAGGUGAUUCUUCUAACUGGAACAAUAAAAGGAAGUUCAAACAUUACUUACAACCUGGUUUAAAAGGGUUUAUAUGUACCUGUAAUAUGAGAGAAAAAGAUUGUGUCAGGGAAUCCUACAAUAUUUUGAAUGAAUAUGCUGACAAGCUGUAUGGCCUGGAAGAAAUGAAAGAGCACAAAAGUGAUGAGAAGGUUGUAACAGAAGAAGCUGGAGCUGGAGCUGGAGCUGAAGAAGAUAUUGAAGAUGAGCUCAAGAAAGAAGUUUCUAGUUUAAAAGCUACUCAGUCAUGGAGAUAUCCCAGCAGAUUUACUUCAAUUGAUACUGGGAUAAAGAACAACAUUUUUAUAAAGACUACAGUAGAAGAUCCAGUUAAACUGGCUAUGGCAGUUCUGAAUGAUGUUGCUGUCACUAAGACUCAGAAAGGUCGUUUCCUUCUGAGAAUUAUUCCAGUGGAAGUUACCUGCAAGGCUUCUCUGGAAGAUAUUAAAACUGCAGCUGAUGCUCUGUUUGACAAACAUUUCAGAUGUGAACCAACAACUUUUGCUAUUGUUGUGAAUAAAAGGUACAAUGACAGUCUGCUACGAGAUGAAGUGAUUCAUUCGUUGGCCCUUCUUGUGACUGACAAGAACCAAGAUCAUAAGGCAAACCUAAAAGAGGCCAAAAAGACAGUCCUCCUUGAGAUUAUGAAGGGGGUCUGCUGUCUCUCAGUAUUGGAAGAUUACAAGAGAUUGCGUCACUACAAUUUGGCAGAACUAGCGAAACCAGAGGUCACAGAGGCAGAAGGGAACCAGCCAGAAGAUACUGAAGAAGUAAAGGAGGAAGAAGAAAAUGAUCAAGGUGAAGCAUCUGAGAAUGAAGAGGAUGACGUAGAGAAGGAAUGCCAAGAAAAAGUUGCUGAAGAAGGAACUGAUGUAAAGUGUGAUUCCACUAAUAAGGCAAAUGCCUAAAAUGCAUAUUUUUAUUUGUUUUCAAUGUUUAAUUAUUCAUAAAUAGGUUUUGAAGCUAGUGUAAAGUUCUUUAAAACCAUAUGCAACAAAGACUUUUUAUUUAUGAUUUAGAAGUGUGAGGUAUAUUUUAUAUUUUAAUAACAAACAUUUGAUUUGUCCAGUAUGUUUAUGUUUUUAUUGACAUGUAGUUCUUUUGUUAUAAAUAAAAUAUAUAUUUUUCACAACUUCUCUUGUGUAUUACUAA
This is a messenger RNA of Homalodisca vitripennis (glassy-winged sharpshooter), 1424 nucleotides long. Its product is annotated as THUMP domain-containing protein 1 homolog. Gene Ontology annotation, molecular function: RNA binding. NCBI's taxonomy places the organism in Eukaryota, Metazoa, Arthropoda, Insecta, Hemiptera, Cicadellidae. Bases 179 to 1180 code for a protein of 333 amino acids. Gene Ontology annotation, biological process: tRNA modification. The record is from RefSeq and is a predicted model, not a curated record. The transcript is spliced from 5 exons.